Coffea eugenioides is the source of this 3495-nucleotide messenger RNA. Its product is annotated as probable LRR receptor-like serine/threonine-protein kinase At3g47570. The record is from RefSeq and is a predicted model, not a curated record. The transcript is spliced from 5 exons. Gene Ontology annotation, biological process: protein phosphorylation. Gene Ontology annotation, molecular function: protein binding; protein kinase activity; ATP binding. The coding region runs from base 1 to 3342 and encodes 1113 amino acids. Lineage: Eukaryota; Viridiplantae; Streptophyta; Magnoliopsida; Gentianales; Rubiaceae.
AUGCAGACACCUUAUUUUCUUUUCGUUGGAGCCUUGGUACUGUUGCACUUUAUCGCAACUAUCUCAGCUAGCAUAAGUAUUGCCAAUAACCAUAACAACAGUGCUAGUGAUCUGAAUGCUCUUCUUGCCUUCAAAGCCACCAUUUUCGAUCCUCAAAGGAUUAUCCCAACCAACUGGUCCACUUCUUCCUCUGUUUGCAACUGGAUUGGAAUCACUUGUAAUGCUCGUCAUCACAGAGUCGCAGCCAUCAACCUUUCUUACAUGGGAAUUGUAGGAACCAUACCUCCAGAACUGGGAAAUCUUUCUUUCCUAGUCUGGCUAAAUGUUAGAAAUAACAGCUUUCAUGGACAUCUUCCAACCGAGCUAUCUCGUCUCCAUCGAUUGAAGUACAUCAACCUUGCAAGCAAUGACUUUGAAGGGGAAUUUCCAUCAUGGUUGGGAUGUUUGAGUGCACUCUGGUACAUCAACUUCGAAUACAACAGAUUUUCGGGUUCAUUAUCAGGCAGGCUCUCUAACUUCACAAAGUUAGAGACCAUCAGGUUGGAUUACAACUUUUUCACUGGAAAUCUUUCAGAAGAAUUCAGCGCUCUACCGAAAUUGACAGUUUUGGACAUUCAAUUUAACCAACUUGUAGGCCCUCUGCCACAGGCUCUGUUUAACCUCUCCUCAUUGCAAAUUAUUGGUUUUACGAAUAAUAGCUUAUCGGGCUACCUUCCAGCACAUAUCUGCGAUUAUCUCCCACAACUUAAAGGGCUUUACUUAUCACUUAAUAACUUUGAAGGUGAAAUUCCAUCAGGCAUCGGAGAAUGCUCAGGACUCCAAGUUUUAUCCUUGUCUUACAACAAAUUCAGAGGGUAUAUACCAAGAGAAAUUUGGAAUCUAACCACGCUUACACGUUUAGUUUUGGGUGGGAAUGACCUGACAGGUGAAAUUCCAAAAGUCAUUGACAAUCUCUAUAAUUUGGAGAAACUAGGCAUGGAGAAUGCUAAUGUGACAGGUAUACUACCUCAAGAGGUUGGUAAUCUGAGCAAGUUGGAAGUUGUACAGUUGACCUCAAAUAGGUUGAGAGGUCCCGUCACGCUGAAACUUUUCAAUAUUUCAACACUACAAUUUAUUUCCCUCUCGGAAAACAGUUUUUCAGGCGAGCUUCCAUCGACUUUAGGUGUUUUCUUACCCAACCUUGAGGAACUCUAUCUUGGGGAAAAUACAUUCACUGGAGCUAUACUAACAUCCAUCUCAAAUGCUUCUAGGCUCAGAGUACUAGACAUUGGCGGUAACCAUUUUACUGGUGCAAUUCCUCAUUCUCUUGGAAACUUGAGAUUACUAGAAGUCUUGUCCGUAACAAACAAUGAUUUUUUUGGGGACUUACGAUCCAACGGGUUGAGCUUCAUUACGUCUCUUGCAAAUUGCAAGAAUUUAAAAUCUUUGAGGAUUAAUGGGAAUCCUCUGAAUGGCUUCCUCCCAAAAUCUAUCGGAAAUCUUUCCAGCUCACUCGGAUCCUUUCAUGCAGGUAGGUGCGGAAUCAAAAGUGAAAUUCCAAGUUCGAUUGGUAAUUUGAGCAACUUAGUAGAACUGUACUUUGACAACAAUAGUUUGACAGGGUUAAUUCCAACUACAAUCAAAUGGUUCUUGAAGCUUCAGAGGAUAGAUCUAAGCGACAAUCAAAUACUAGGUGCUAUUCCAAGUGAGUUUUGUAAUUUGCUUAACUUAGGAGAAUUAGGACUCGGACAAAAUAAGCUCUCUGGUAUGGUGCCUUCUUGUUUAGGAAAUGUUACAACACUCAGAUACGUUUAUCUCAAUUCUAACAAUUUAAGUUCUGUGAUACCAAGAAGCUUUUGGAGCCUUAGAGAUAUUUUGGAGCUAGACAUGUCAGGAAAUUAUUUGACAGGUUCUUUGCCUGCUGAAAUUGGAAACUUCAAGGCAUUAGUUACAUUGAACCUGUCAAAUAAUCAAUACUUGGGUGGGAUACCUAGCACUAUUGGAGCACUACAGGAUUUGCAAGAACUAUCCUUGGAGCACAACAAGUUACAAGGAUCGAUACCAGAUUCCAUGAAGACUAUGCUGCAGUUACGGCAUUUGGAUCUAUCUUUUAACAAUCUAGAAGGUGAAAUUCCCAGCUCACUACAGGUAUUAUCAGAUCUCCUACACUUUAAUGUGUCUUACAAUAGAUUAAGAGGACCAAUUCCUCAUGGAGGGCCAUUCACAAAUUUCACGAACCUAUCUUUUCUCUCAAAUGAAGCAUUGUGUGGCGCUCCUUGGCUCCAACCUUGUACAAGUACAUUUCAACAUGAAUCAAGGACAAAAAGGAUAGUCAUGAUUGUUCUGUUGGCAUCAGGUUCUGUCAUAUUAGCCAUGGUGAUUUCAAUUUUUUUGAUGCGGUUAAAGUUAAGAAAGAAAAAUCUAGCUCCGACUCAGAACUUGCUUCCCAUGGCGACAUUUGAAAGGGCAUCCUUCCAUGAGCUUAGACAAAUAACAAAUGGAUUCAGCGAGAGUAACUUACUUGGCUCAGGGAGCUUUGGUUCAGUUUACAAAGGAAUUCGUGAAAAUGGGAUGGUUUGGGCCAUAAAAGUAUUUGAUUUGCAGCUAGAAGGUGCAUUUAAAAGCUUUGAUAGAGAAUGUGAAGUCUUAAGCUGCCUUCGUCAUCGAAAUUUAACUAAAGUAAUUACUGCUUGCUCUAGCCCUGACUUUAAGGCUUUGGUGCUCGAAUACAUGCCCAAUGGAAGCCUUGAGAAAUGGCUUCAUGUAAACCAUCAUGUCCUAAGUAUCAGGCAAAGGUUGGAUAUCAUGAUAGAUGUGGCUUCUGGUUUGGAAUAUCUCCACUAUGGUUAUUCAACUCCUAUAGUUCAUUGUGAUUUGAAACCUAGCAAUAUUCUCUUAGAUGAAGACAUGGUUGGGCAUGUUUGCGAUUUUGGAAUUGCAAAGUUGUUAGGAGAUGGAGAAUCGGUGGUACAAACAAAGACUCUUGCUACAUUUGGGUAUAUUGCCCCAGAGUAUGGACUGGAAGGAUUGGUUUCAACAAGUUGUGAUGUCUACAGCUUUGGAAUUACAUUGAUGGAGACAUUUACAAAAAGAAAGCCUAAGGAUGAGAUGUUCACAGAAGAGUUAAGCCUCAGGCGUUGGGUACAAGAUUGCUUACCAGAUUCUGUGAUUCAAGUUAUAGAUGUAGAUUUACUUCAUCCUGAAGACGGACUGGUACAAAAGAAGAUUAACUGCAUAUCAUCUGUCUUGCAACUCGGUUUAAGUUGUACAAUAGAUGCUCCUGAGGAGAGAAUAAACAUGAAAGAAGUUCUAAGAGCGCUACAGAAGAUCAAACUCCAGUUUAUCAAAGACAUCACACCUUGAAGCAGAGCCCUGAGGUGCAAAUGUAUUUGGGGAAUUCUUUGUCCUGACUUGGUGCACCACCGAAAUGCUUAAAGUUCAAGGAAGGAAUGAGAUAUGUUAAUGUAUUACUUGGUGUUUAUUAUGAAACGCCAAGCAUUUUACUUGGUGUUUAUG